Molecule: messenger RNA, 2498 nt
Organism: Hymenoscyphus albidus
Lineage: Eukaryota; Fungi; Ascomycota; Leotiomycetes; Helotiales; Helotiaceae
Source: the annotation of a GenBank genome assembly
AAAUGUGAUAUAUCUGUCCCGGUGAAGUGGUUAAUUGUUUGUGACUUUUGUUUUUUUGUUUUUGUUUUUGUACUUUGUGUAUGGAGGGGGUCACUGCUAUCGUCUGGAUAUACAUUUUGUGUGGUGUAUGGUGUUGCCGCAAGUGAUUCGCGCUUUCCAUCCGCAAAAGACUCGGCUCGUCGUCAUUUGGUGGCGCGUGCUCAACUCUUCGACCCACGUCAGGCCAACCAGAAUCAGCGGGAACAUUUGCGCUGCCUCUGCCUCUGCCUCUGCAUCUGCUACUUUCAACACCACACCCACGAGUCCACGAUAUCGUCGACCACCGAGACGAUUGCUCCAUUGCCUUGACCACCGCCCCGCGCAUAUUAUCACCACCUUCGCCUGAACUUUCAGGAAUGCACCAGGUAAGCAACACGUUCUUUCGCUCCAUCCAUCAGCCUCGUGGGGGUACCGCCCACCGCCCACCUCCCUGCUUUGGGCUCCCCCUCCACGUCCCCUCGUCCCCUCCUUUGCCCAGGAAGGCCGAUGGCCAAGUAAUUCACGCAUGCGCUCGUCAUCUCGGAUUCUCCCUCUCCCCUCUCACUCUCUCCCCUCUCCUCUCCCUCAUAAACGUGAUAUUGUGGCAGCAAAAGUGCGCGUUCGCUACUCACAACGUUGUUAUCGUCCUACCUUCUCUCCCCUCUGUCAAGUGUCUCGGGCCGUGUGGGUACUCUCGUACGCGGUGUCCUGCUUCUAUUUGCGAUCGGCCUUUUCUGGCGCCGAAUUGUGAUAUCUUCUCCAGGUCCUCCAGUCGACCGCUUUCGAUCUCUUUUUCUUCUCCAGAAUCACGUCUGCCUGGUCCUACCCAUACUUGUUCAAUCUCGAUCUCGUUGCGUCUCCAUACCGCGCGGCAACUUGGUCCACGUCUAAAAUUACCGUCCACAAAGCACAUGCUGAUUGUACCCCGCAGUACCACGAAUUUCUUGUACCAACUGUAGCAUGAUAUGGCCGCGGUCAUCAGUGACUACGGCAGCGAUUUUGGAUCGGACACCACACGAUCCCACUAUCAUCGCUCUCUGAACAUGAGAAGUGCAUCUGGGCAACAGCGCUGCUCUGCUGAAUCUACAUAUCGACAGUCCUCACGAGUGGAGCCCCCCAGUCCUCGACCUCAUCCCUCUACUACUACGGAUGCCGUCGGAUCGAGCCCAUGCACAAGAUCAACACAACAUGAUUCUGGGGUGGAAAUUGUGGAAGGAAAGACGGAAGUGAACGCAGGACAACAACCAUCCCCACCCUUGAGCUCGAGUCCUCAGCCGACCUCUCAUAUAAGAACCCGAUUCCCAAGUCAGGAGAACAUGGCCAGAAAUACUACUCAAUCCCAGAGAUCACCCUACGAUAACCCUGCUUUAAGAUAUGAAUCACUGAAUAGUGCUACCCAAGAAUCUGCGACCCAGCCUCCUCUUCCAAGACCGGUCAAAUCGUCGGAUGAUGUCAAAGGUUAUAUUGGAAAUCCCAUCAAAGUCCGAGAUCUUGCGCACAUCCAAGCUCUUACCACCGAGGAACAUGCAUCCGGGGGAGGAAUGGGAAGACGGCGAGCCGCGGAUGACUCAACCCCAAAAUAUGAAAUUAGUGGGAUGCCAAUCACCGAUAUUAUUGAGAUGGUGGCUGGUCUUCUCACAAAAAUGACCACAACAAAUGAUCAGCAACAAAAUAAUGUGCAUCGCCCCCUAUCAUCUGGGGAUCCUUCUGCCAACAUGAGCACAGAUUCUUCCAGCGUUUUGGCUUUUCAUGGAAAGAAUGUGCCCAGCAUUACCAUUUUGAGUUAUUUGAGCAGAAUACAUAAGUAUUGCCCAACAACAUACGAGGUUUUCUUGAGUUUAUUAGUAUACUUUGAACGCAUGACCGAGCGUGUCAAUGCUAGUCUUCUUCAAAAUUUACGUCGAGAUUCUUCGGUGGAUCAGGAGAAUACAAGACCUUCUACUGGAUCGUCGAGUUCCGAGGCUGAUAGCCCACCUACUACCUCUAGAAGUGUCCCAGAAAUGGAUGCUGAUUUUCAGAAAGCUCAAUACACUCAUACACCAGCUGGACCUAGUUCUGCUUCCCUACCCCUAUCACCCCCUUUUAUCGUCGAUAGUUUCAACAUUCACAGACUUGUGAUUGCUGGUGUUACUUGUGCUAGCAAGUUCUUUUCUGAUGUGUUUUACACGAAUUCUAGAUAUGCAAAGGUAUGUUGAUUCACGUUAUUUUCCCCCCAUUUGCCUUCUUUAUGAAUCAUGCGCUAACAUUCAUCAUAGGUUGGAGGACUCCCUCUUGCGGAAUUGAAUCAUCUUGAGCUUCAGUUCCUUCUCCUAAACGAUUUUAGAUUGUCUAUUUCUGUAGAGGAACUCGAGGCCUAUGGUACGAUGCUGGUGGAGUUUUACGCGAGAGAAGUCAUUGCACAACGUAAUGGUUCCUUGUCAGCCACAUCACAGAUGGCGUAUGCUGAUGAAGCUGCUGCGCCUGGACCUACUUCACCCUGA